AUGGCUCCGGGGCGUAAAAGGGGAGCGAAUAAGAAGAAACUUCAGUUGCGUUUGGGUGAUCUUGUUCUUGCUAAAGUCAAGGGUUACCCUUCUUGGCCUGCCAAGAUUAGCCGGCCUGAAGAUUGGGAGCGAGUCCCUGAUGCUAAGAAAGUGUUUGUUUAUUUCUUUGGAACUCAAGAGAUUGCAUUUGUUGCCCCUUCCGAUAUUCAGGUAUUCACAAAUGAAGUGAAGAAUAAAUUGUCAGCUCGGUGUCAGAGUAAGAAAGAUAAGUUCUUUUCCCAAGCUGUGAAGGAAAUCUGUGCAGCUUUUGAAGAGUUGCAGAAGGGAAAGUUAAGGGGAAUGGGAGAUAAUACUGAUAGAUCAGCACUAGGAUCUGAGGCUCAAUCUGUUGACUCAAUGGAAGAGGAUGAGGCAGAGGAUGACUUAAAUGAUGGGAUGGAUAAAGUUGGACAAAGUGGAGAAGUGUGGGAUUCAGGACGUGAAUUUAGUUCUAAGUUAGAGCAUUGCUCCAGUAGACGAGGUGAAGCAGGCUCUGGAGAUAUAAAGCCUUCUGUAUUAUGUGAUGCAGAUGACAGUUCAUCCCCAGGUAUAUCUUCUGAAAAGAAGUUUAAAAUGUCUGAUGGUGCACAACCACAAGAGGUAUUAUCUGCUUCUAGUUUGGUUAAUCUUUCCCGUGUAAAGGAUGAAGCCUCUUGUAAUGGAAAUCUGGAUGUUAAUUGCAUGAAGAACCUGGGUAAAGGUGAGGAGGCAUGGACAACUCAUGAGGAGCAAGUGAAAGGCGGAGAAAAAGGCAAGCUUGCUAGUGGCAGCAUAAGAGAUUUCCCCUCAGGUCCUCCUAAAUCAGAUUCAGACGCCAAUGGUGGUAGAAAAGCAAAGGAACUGUCAAAAGCCAAAAAGAGUAAUAUGGUGUCUGAUGAUAUACCUGAAAAUAAGGUCUUUCAAAAGAAAAGGCGUGCCCAACCUGAACAUGGAAAAUCUGAGCUUGCAAUGACUGAAACUGCAAGUCCUGCUAAGAAAUCAAAGCUUGUAGACAUGGCAGAUGAUGUUACCAAGGGACCUCUCUCAGAAAACAUAAGUGUUUCACCAAGCUCGAAUGUUGUUGAUGACAAAGCAAGUGGUAAAGUUAAAUCUGAUGCUUUUGCCCAUAUGGGUAAAAUGAAAUCUAAUUUUUCUUCUCAAUCCGGUAAGGAUAAAUCUGGUAGUUCUGCCAAGACGAGUAAAGUUGAUAUUGAUGCAUCUGCCCAAACAGUUAAAGUCAAAUGUGAUGCUCCUGCACAAUGGGGUGACACUAACACUGAUGUAUCUGCUCAAAUAAGUAAAGUUAAACUUGAUGUGUCUGCCGAAAUUGGUAAAGGUAAACCUGAUGCUCCUGAUUCAAUCAGUAAAGUUAAACCCAAUGUUUCAAAUGAUGAAGCCGUGCUGCCUGUAUUAAAACGUCGUAAACGGGCAAUGGAGGCGAUGUGUGAUGCUGCUUCUCUCAAUUCCGAUGACAGAAUGGAGAAAAAUGCUCUUGAGCUAAAGAGUGAUUUGGCUUCUAUUAAUGCGAAAGCUUCUGUUUCCCAACAGCCCAAAAAGCGAAGAGCUGUUUGCCUUUAUGAUGAUGAUGAUGAAGAUGAGGAACCCAAAACUCCUGUUCAUGGAGGGGCUGGCAAAAAUGUCGGAGCACAUGUGUCUGUUUCAGAUACUUCCAAGAGAACUAAUGAGCGCAUUGAAAGUUCUGUUAAUCAACAUCACAGAAGUUCUAUUAAGGCUCAGAGAAUUAUCAGGGACUUUACUGGAUUAGAGAAUAGCCAUUCCAAGGAAUCAUCUUCGCUGGCACAGAACAAUCCUCUUUCGCCUAGUUGUCCAAAAACUAUGAAGAGGAAUGAUACUCAUGUCUCUCCAAGUCCUCACAAAUCGGAGCCUGAGCAGUUACUGACCAAGGAGGCCAAACCAAUCAUAACUAACCCAAAGAGGUCUCCUCAUCUGCUUCCUGCAACCAAACCAGCCGUGGAACAGCAUAAAGCUACCAAGCCCUCUGUUAAAGUCGCCACUCCUGCCCCUCAAAAAAGGGCCCAGGCUGGACCUGGCAAGGUUUCAGGUCCUGUUUUGGAUAGUUCAUAUGCUUCUCAAAAUCAUGUGCCAAGUCAAAAAAAGAACAUUUUCUUGCCUAAUUACAGACUGGAAGCUGGUAUGGAUGAUAGAAGCAGCUUUUUGGUUGAUUCUAAGACUCCAGAUUCUGUUACAUCUAUGAAACAUCUCAUUGCUGCUGCUCAAGCAAAAAGGAGACAAGCUCACUCGCAACCCUUUCCUCUUGGAAACCCUGCUUUUAUAGCUCUCAAUGAUGCUCAGGGUAGGAGCCCGAGCUCCUCGCCAAGCCAACUUUUUUUAUCUGGUACUAGCAUUGCUGCACAGGCAGAUAUGCAGGGCUUCUAUCCUCGCACAAAUUUAGUUUCUCCAUCUACACAUGGUCACCAGUCAGCAUCACACAGCCAAGUGGAAGCUGAAGAAAUUGAGGAGCGAAGAGUUAGUUCAGGACACAGAGCUGCUGGAGGUUCACUGAGUGGUGGUACUGAGGCAGCUGUGGCCCGCGAUUCUUUUGAAGGGAUGAUAGAGACUUUAUCAAGGACAAAAGAAAGUAUUGGACGUGCAACUCGCCUUGCCAUUGAUUGUGCCAAGUAUGGCAUUGCAAAUGAGCUCUUGGAAAAGGAAGAGUUGGUUAUUAAUGAGCUCCAUGGUUCCUGCUCUUAG
Molecule: messenger RNA, 2730 nt
Organism: Dovyalis caffra
Lineage: Eukaryota; Viridiplantae; Streptophyta; Magnoliopsida; Malpighiales; Salicaceae
Source: the annotation of a GenBank genome assembly